This is a messenger RNA of Scophthalmus maximus (turbot), 4273 nucleotides long. RefSeq lists its product as uncharacterized. Bases 1 to 3630 code for a protein of 1209 amino acids. Gene Ontology annotation, biological process: regulation of transcription by RNA polymerase II. Gene Ontology annotation, molecular function: RNA polymerase II cis-regulatory region sequence-specific DNA binding; DNA-binding transcription factor activity, RNA polymerase II-specific. The transcript is spliced from 13 exons. NCBI's taxonomy places the organism in Eukaryota, Metazoa, Chordata, Actinopteri, Pleuronectiformes, Scophthalmidae. The record is from RefSeq and is a predicted model, not a curated record. Gene Ontology annotation, cellular component: nucleus.
AUGACGAGCCUCCGCUCGCUCCACUCGCAGCUCGCGUCCAUCAUGGAGGCGCUGGCCCGCGCCGCCGCGGCGGAGAUCUGCGGGCUGGUGGACGACAGCCACGCGGCGCUGCAGCGCGAGAUCCGCCGCAGCCACGCGGAGAACGAGGCGCUGCGGAGGAAGCUGCAGAUGAUCGAGGGCGUCGUGGCGCGGGGCCGCGGGGGCCGCGGGGGCGGCGCGAUGCUGGAUCACGGCGGGCCGGAGGAGGCCGGCGGCGGCGGGGGGCGGCGGCUGGGGUUGUGUUUCUCUGUCGGAGCUCAAUAUGUUGAGGAGAUGUCUGGUUCCAUCCACAGAUCAACAGACCGUGCCUCACCUGCGGGACUCAAACAGCCGAGAGCCUCGAACCUCAGGCGACACCGGAGCGUUCGUGCGUUGGAGGAAACCAAAGAGGACCCUGACACGGCGGCAGCCGAGGAGGAGGACGUGGUUCUGAUUAAGGAGGAAGCUGCGAAAGAAGACGAGGACGACGCCGGAGACGAGCUGCUUCUCAACGAGGACGGGACGGAGCUGCAGCAGUCGGAGGUGGACGACGGCGAGGAAGGACCCUCCGGGAUGAGGCCGUGGGACCAGACCAGUAACGGACCGUCGGAGCGAGUCGACCGCCAGGAGUCGCUCAGCGCUCCGGGUUCUCCGGGUUCUGCAGGUUCUCCAGGUUCUCCAGGUUCUCCAUGUCCCGCCGAGAGCAACUCGCCCGACGCCGUGUUCGACUUGGCCUCGGAGUCGGACUGCGAAGCCCCGGCGAGGAAGCCGUUCUAUCUCGGGUGCGGAGGAAGUCCGACCUCGCCGCCCGGGACCUCGGAGCUGAGGGGGGGCGUGUCUCUGAUCGGCUCCCUCCCGUACGACACGGAGCUGGAGCUCUGCUCCUCGUGGCCCGGUCAGGCCCCCCCCGGCAUGGUGGCCGUGCCUCACCGGCCGUACCUCAAACCGGACCACCUGCCGAAGCUCCUGGACAAAGUGUCCGACUUGAGCGCCGCGGGUUUCCCCAUGGCGCUGGGCCUCGGCGGCUCCUCCAGACUGGACCCUCUGGACCUGAACCGGUACUGCAGGGACCGGCGCUUCGUCUGCAGCUACUGCGGGAAGUGCUUCACGUCGACGCGCAGCCUGGAGACGCACGUGCGCGUGCACACGGGCGAGCGACCGUACAGCUGCGCUCAGUGCGGCAAGCGCUUCACGCAGUCGGGUCACCUGAAGACGCACCAGAGCGUCCACACCGGAGAGCGGCCGUUCGCCUGCGAGCAUUGUGGGAAACGAUUCGCCGGGAAGCAGAACCUGAGGAUCCACCAGCAGAAACACCACUCGGCCGACCAGGGACAUCCCGGGGUGAUCCGCUGCUUGAGGCUGUAUUUGACGAUGAAGCUCCGGGAGCAGAAGGCGCAGGCGUACGGCCGCUCGCCAGAGUGCACGCUCAGGUGCGACUUCAGGUGCGCCGACUGCGUGAACGUCUUGCCGCACUGGCUGCAGCUGAACGGCCGCUCGCCCGUGUGGAUCCGCAUGUGCACGUCCAGGUUCUGCGACGUGGCGUACGACUUGCUGCAGAGCGAGCAGACGAAGCGCCUCCCCCGGGCGCCGGCGCACUCGGCCCGGCCCGACGGGUCCCUCGGACCGGAGCAGCCCGGCUCGCUGCGGGGGGAGGAGUCGGCCACGCUCGCCUGCUGCAUCCCUGCGGCCAGUUUGGACGGUUUCAGCGUGAGCUGCUCGAAGGACGACGACGACUUCUUCUCCGCCGCCUCCUCGUUUCCCGGCGAGCGCCUCUUCAGGCCCCGGCCGCCCGGAGUCGCCACGACGGCCUCUCUGGUCGCAGCCGUCCCUCUGUCAGCAGACGGUCUGUUAUCUGAAAGCACAGAGCGGCUGAGUGAAUGUGGUCUGGACUCUGUGGAGGAGAGUCAUGGUGUCAGAGACGCUGUAGAAGGACAGAACACCUGCACUGUGAUCCAGUUAGGGGGAGAUUUCGGACACAGCCAAUGUGACACUUCGACCUCAGUCCAUUUCAGGCGAAAGAUUUUUGACAAGUUUGCGCACGCGCACUCGGGAUUGUGUCCCGUCGCUUACGUGUGCUUUUGUUUUUCGCCCGUCGUCGCGUCACUUCCGGGUUGGUGUCGGACUGUUCGCGCGACGUGGUGGUGGGAGCGAAGACGGUCCGAUCAGAAACACGCACGGCAGAGCAGCGGCGGCGUGAGGUUCCGCGUCGGGGUUUCUGGACCCGGUGGUUCGGGUUGUUCUCGGACGAAGACGCGCGUGCGCGACAUGUCCCCGUGCGCCGCCCUCCACGCGCAGCUGGCCUCCAUCGUGGAGGCGCUGGCCAACGCGGCGGUGGCGGAGAUCUGCGCGCUGGUGGACGGCGGCUACGCGGCGCUGCAGCUCGAGGUGUCGCGGAGCCGCAAAGAGAACGAGGCGCUGCGGAGGAAGCUGCGGCUCGUGGAGCUGCGCGGGGCCGCCGCCGCCCGCGCGACCGCCCUGCGCGCCGCCGCCGCCAGCGGCACCACCGCGCUGCUGCCGCACGCGCGCGGCCGCGCUGGAGCGCAUCACCCGGGCAACGACCCGAGACGGAACCGAACACCUGCGGCAGGUGACGUGGCGUCGUCCAGCGUAUCCCACCAGGAGACGUCCCCAGUGAUGCCGGCAGCAAGCGAGACGACCGAGCCCACCGACGCGACUACAGCCGUGAUCAAAGUGGAGGACGAGGACGAGUACGAAGACAAGUCCUGGUCCCAGUCUGAGCAGGACGAUGGUUUUCGUUGCGUUGGCGACGCACAGACAACACAGACAGAAGCUCCGCCCCCACCGUCCAAACAGGAAGCGGCAGAUGAAGACGGCGACUCGUCUCAGAGACGGACGGGAGAGGAAGUCAGUUCCACGUCCACGUCCGUCCAAAAGACCCUGAACGGCAGCCACCAGAGGGCAGAAUCCGACGGUUAUGAUUUUCUGAUGCACGAGGCGCAGCUGCAACAUGGCCCCCGCUCUACCCACAAUCCUCGGAGGGAGGAUCCUGGCUGCUCGUACGUCUUGAACUCCAGCCUGUCGAGUGUUUCGUUCGAUUCAGGCAGCGGCGGCAGCUUCCCUGCCGACGUCAGCGAGGCCAGUGCGUCGGAGCAGCCCGCAGUGUUCACAGACAGCCAGCAGAGGGCGCCGACGGCCAGAGACGAGACUCGCCGCCCGGUGACGGGGAGACGGGACGAUUUCAUCAGGAGGGACAGGUGGAGGCAUCGGCGCGGAGAGGACGGCGGCGGGAAGGCGUUUGUGUGCAACUGCUGCGGUAAAACUCUGGCAUGCCUGAAGAACCUGAAGACCCACAUGAGGGUCCACACCGGCGAGAAGCCGUUCGUCUGCACGCUCUGCGGCAAACGCUUCUCCGACUCCAGCAACCUGAAGCGCCACCAGAGCGUCCACACGGGGGAGAAGCGCUACGGCUGCGCGCACUGUGGCAAGCGCUUCGCCCAGUCGGGCUCGCUGAAGGUCCACAUGAGCGUCCACACGGACUGCAAACAGUUCAGGUGCUCGUUCUGCGGAAGGACGUUCAUAUCGAGCAGCCACCUGCGACGACACGUCGCCGUCCACGCAGGAGAGAAACGGUUCGCUCACACGCUGCACUGACGGCGCUCAGGGGUCCGAGCGGAGCCACGUGAACAUCUGCUUGACAGCUGCUGAACAUCUGUUGAACAUCUGUAGAACAUCUGCUGAACAGCUGCUGAACAUCUGUUGAACAGCUGCUGAACAUCUGCUGAACAUCUGUUGAACAGCUGCUGAACAGCUGCUGAACAGCUGCUGAACAUCUGCUGAACAUCUGUUGAACAGCUGCUGAACAUCUGUUUCCCGCCCAGAAUUGUUAAAAAGUCGCCUCACGUCUUGAUCCUGUCAACGACUUAGAUUGAGAUGUGUUCACCAGUUUAACAUUUAAAAUCAAUCCUGCAUCAGGUUAUUAAUUAUUAUAAACUUUCUUCACCGGUGUCUUUUCCAUCAACAGGUUAAAAAACGUCACUGUCAUAAAACGUUACAGCUGAAAUACAUAAGUUUGACUUUGUCAAAUCACAGACGAAUAAGAUUAUUUUCUCAAUUGAACGUGUGCUGUUUUUUUUUCUUGUAGUCGUUAAUUUUAAUCAUUUCAUAUUUUUUAUGACGAUGUCACAUUAAGCUCUGGGCUACGAUGAAAACAAAACCUGGAACUCAGGGGUCUUUUUUUUUGGGGGGGGGGCGGGGUUAUCGUGUUUGUCUUUAAUCUGGAGCCUGAGUGUUGAAA